Messenger RNA from Cylicocyclus nassatus, 1644 nucleotides. The record is from the annotation of a GenBank genome assembly. NCBI's taxonomy places the organism in Eukaryota, Metazoa, Nematoda, Chromadorea, Rhabditida, Strongylidae.
CGAAGUUUCAGUGUUCAAUCUCAGCUGGUGGUAUUGCCUCGUUCGAGUGUGUCUGUGUUUGUGCAUUUGAGGCCGGAGUGUUCGCUUGACAGACAGUUAGACAAUAUGGUACAUCUUCCAGAGGAUGCUCCUUCACCAAGACUAUGCUUGGUGGAGAAAGCAUCACCAGAUCAGGAAUAUGGCUACAAUCUACAUGCUGAAAAGGGACGUGGUCAGUAUGUCGGGAUGGUUGACAAGGGAUCCCCAGCCGAUCUUGGUGGACUUCGUAUGGGUGAUCGUAUAUUUGCCGUUAACGGACACAGUAUCAUCGGCGAGAGUCACAAGAAGGUCGUCGAACGAAUCAAAGAGAACGCUUUACGUUGCGAAAUGUUAGUGAUAUCCGAGGAGGGUGCAAGGUGGUAUCAAGAACACGGCAUCGAAAUUAAUAUGCAGUUGCCAAAUAUAAUAAAAGUUGGAGGCCAGGCUAGCCGACGAGGAACUCAAGCAAAUGGUAGCCCUCCGCCUGCUGCUGGCUGGUAUGCACCCAGCAACAAGACAGCCGAGCCGGUGUUCGUUGCACCACCACCUCCACACGAAGAGCCAAACAUGAACAAGCCAAGACCUCGUCUAUGUAAACUGGAGAAAUCUUCACAAUCCGAAGAAUUUGGCUUCAACCUACACGCAGAAAAAGGCCGUGGCCAUUUUAUUGGUACAGUUGACCAAGGUGGAAUUGGAGACCGAGCUGGUCUUCGAAUGGGCCAACGUAUUGUUGGAGUGAACGGUGUACUUGUAUAUCCGAACACUCCUCAUAAGGAGGUUGUUGCACAAAUCAAGCGUUCACCAUUACGUACUACAUUACUAGUUGCAUCAGAAGAAGUGGAUAAAUGGUAUAAAGAAAAUGGUCAAGAAUUUUCAUUCGAUUAUGCUGAAGAGCCAAACAGCCAAGUGGUUACGAAUCAAAUUAGCCCUCACAGCAUUCAAAUUAGCGACGAAGAAGAAAUUCCCGAACUUCGAUAUAAGGUACCACCCCAGUCCGAGGAUGUCGAUCAAAUUGAAGUGGAAGAAAUUCAUGAAGUGGAUUUACAACAACAUCAGUUUGGGACGCCCGAACCACAAGAACCCGUUGAACCUAUGGGUCCGCCAGCAAUGGUACAGAGACCAUCGGAACCCCCAGAACCCGCGGGCGAUCUUAUGGAACAAGUCUUUGCGGGUGUACCCCAAAUGGCUCACAUGGCUCCUGUAAGUGUGAUUGUGGAACCGCCCACGCCAAUUACGCUGGUGAGGGAUCCGGAACUUCCGCAGACGGACCUGGGAAUUGAACGUAAAAACACACAUGAAAGCGCUCGGGAGGCUGUGGAGGCUGUGGAAAAUCGGCCGGAUUAUGUACCUGCAUACCAGACACAACGUCAUGAUACACCGCCAACGUCACAAUUUUCACCAGCAAGCAAUGGAAGCAGUUUGAAUGGAUAUCAGAAUUCGACUGAAAGUGUAUCACCAAAGAAUGAUAAAUUCGAUAUCUUUGGUUUGUCUGCCCAAGAGGCACGUGAAAGACUACGCCAGCAGAAGAAGAAUAUACAUCGUGGAUUUGAUAUGUCCCUAGAAGAAAAAUACAGGCUGGUCAGCAACAUGUAAACGUCCCCCUAUAACGAGGUUUUGUGCUCCUUA